AUGCAAUAAUGUUUUAUUUCAAUGACUACAAGUGAUUCACACUAUAUUUUUCGUUCAUACACAGCAAUCGUACAAACUUGCAUAUAUUUUUGCAUGUAGAGGUAUGUCACCGGUCUUAAAAAAGAGGAAGGGGUUGUACGACAGCAUCAGGAAGCAUGUAGUCACACUCGAACUCUGACAGUGUACAUCCUGUGUGAGAAGCAAAAAAACCGAACAGAAAACAAUUUCAACCAUUUUCUUUUUUCAGCUUUACACCGAGACUCCGUUUUCUGUACUUAAAGGUGUGAUAAUGAGAGGAUGGAGGACACAUUUCUAAAGGUGUUUUUCGUUGUCGUCAGUCUGCUACUCUCAAAGGAUCACAAUGUCACUCACGACCAAGAUGACGGCGUCACGGUGAGCAUGCAAAACCAUGAGCACUUACUUCUGAAAAAGAGGGCAAAGCUAGAACAAGGGGAGCACGUUGUUGCCAUUGAAAUGCCACAUUCAAAUCAGGAAGUGUCACAAAGUCAUCGCAGUGUGCCAAGAAGAGAGGGGGAUACGUCAGAUGUUCAACAAAUAAAGCCAAAUGUCAAGACCACGGUGCUGCACGAGGAGCAAAUGUCCCCAGUGGGAGAGCAAAAUGACUUCCGCCAAAAGACAUUUGCACCAGAUGACCAGGAAAUAUUGGAUAUUGACAAAGACAAAUGGACAUUGCAUAUGCCAAAGGAAGGCCUAACACAUGAACAAGUCAAUGUGGACCAGUCAGGGUCUACUGUGGACCAGAACGUGUCUCAGAGGGAUGCGACACAGCCGGAAAAGCCACAAAGCGGCCGGAUUGACACCCAUCAUGAACAUCAAGGUGAUCGCGGAUUAGUUGUGGACCAAAACAUACCCACUUCAAGCCAAGGGUCGACAAUGACAACUCAAGGGAAAAAAUCUAGUGAUCAAGAGGACACCUUCACCUGGUACUUUUGGAAGACACUCUCCUUGAUUUCAUUAUUUCGUUUUUUGAAAAGGUUCAUGAGAAAGGGUUUCAAACUGCAAAGGAAGAUGCAAUGCCAGAACAUCUCAUCUGAAAUAUCUAAUAUUGAUAACGAGACAUUAACUAGCUUCCAUAACCAGUGUGUCUUGGUUCCACCCAGUCACAGAUGGCAAACUUGUGAGUUUGUAGAGGGUUUUGUGAAGGACCUUCUGGAAACUGUGAGAAAUAGGAGCACUGCAGGUUCGGACAUGAAGAUUGCGGACUUUGUUGGUGUUGGCAGCUUAUACGAGCAAUGGGCUUCAACGAAGAGCAUAAUGUGUGACUUACACAUACCCAUCAUCCCACCAAAGCCAUAUAGCUUUGAGUUUGAGCUGUUGAAAGAAAGUAGAGGUUCUUCAACCAUCCAGUACUUUUGCAAAAUCAAGAUGGUCAAAGGCGCAGCCAGUUCAACCACCUGCCCUUGCAGCAAUUCCAACCUAGAUGAUGACGAUAUGUUGUGCCUUCUACAUCCAGAUAACAAAAAAGAUGAUCAUGUAACUGAAAGUUACAUCAAUGGCCUUCUAUGUGAAGAGAACAGCUCAUAUCUUGCAAAAACACAUGUUGUGAAGUGGUUUAAAACAGCCAUUAGGAAAGCAUGGAAAGAGAUCAGCCACAAAUAUGACUUUGAGCUAAUAUUCCAGAAUAGGGAAAAUCCUGAAAGUCUGAAAGUUCAGUUCAGGUCAGGGAAGACCAUUCUGUUCAGCCUCACUCCCAUUGUCAGGUUUAAAGACUCAGAGGUACAUCUGAUCUCCCAUCUUUCCUCUACCAUAUUUUCUGAUACCCACUGGCCCAUAUGUUUUACGCGCUAUGAAAACGCUCUUCUUCAGCACGCAACCAAGACGCUUCCUGACAAUGCAUGCCAUCUUCAUUGUCUGCAGAUCCUUUCCUUCCUACACAAACACCAAACUGGCCUGACUGGACCAUGUGGGCUAAAAAGCGACCAUUUGAAGAAUGCACUGUUGUAUCUUCUUGUCAACAGCCCCUCAUCUUGGGACCCGGAGCAGAUGGUUUUGAGGCUAAGUGAUCUGCUGACUUUCCUCCUACAGAAACUCGAAGAUAAAGCAUUUGAUCACGCUCUGGUUGGGAACCCUCUAAUUCCUACUGAAAUUGGACUUCCCGAAGAGUUCAGAGCAGGAAAGCCAAUUAACUUGUUUCUGCCAUUAUUAAAUGAGGAGUUGUACUUAAAAACCAAAACACACUUACAGGAGAUGAUUAAAAACAUGCCUGUGCUGAUAUAUGAAUAUGGAUCAGUAAGAAGUGUUCUGUAAAAAGAUAUUGUAUGUGCUGAAAAACCAUUAAAUCUUGUUUAUUUUCAA
Ctenopharyngodon idella (grass carp) is the source of this 2316-nucleotide messenger RNA. Its product is annotated as inositol 1,4,5-trisphosphate receptor-interacting protein. The transcript is spliced from 2 exons. Bases 298 to 2268 code for a protein of 656 amino acids. Gene Ontology annotation, cellular component: membrane. The record is from RefSeq and is a predicted model, not a curated record. NCBI's taxonomy places the organism in Eukaryota, Metazoa, Chordata, Actinopteri, Cypriniformes, Xenocyprididae.